Messenger RNA from Vanessa tameamea, 2456 nucleotides. Its product is annotated as gamma-aminobutyric acid receptor subunit beta-like. Gene Ontology annotation, cellular component: neuron projection; plasma membrane; GABA-A receptor complex. Lineage: Eukaryota; Metazoa; Arthropoda; Insecta; Lepidoptera; Nymphalidae. Gene Ontology annotation, molecular function: extracellular ligand-gated monoatomic ion channel activity; neurotransmitter receptor activity; chloride channel activity. The coding region runs from base 9 to 1604 and encodes 531 amino acids. Gene Ontology annotation, biological process: nervous system process; chloride transmembrane transport; regulation of membrane potential. The transcript has 10 exons. The record is from RefSeq and is a predicted model, not a curated record.
ACAUAAACAUGCAAUCCAAACGACCGCGUUUGAUUCGCAGCUUUGCGCUUGUGGUAUCUCUCGCGAUCGCCUGGUUGCCGCAUGCUGAUCACGCUGCUGGAGCUGGUGGAGGCGGCAUGUUUGGUGACGUCAACAUCUCGGCGAUUCUUGACUCAUUGAGCGUAAGCUAUGAUAAGCGAGUGAGGCCCAAUUAUGGAGGACCGCCCGUGGAUGUUGGAGUCACCAUGUACGUGCUAUCCAUCAGCUCCUUAUCUGAAGUGAAAAUGGAUUUCACACUGGACUUCUACUUUAGACAAUUUUGGACUGAUCCAAGGCUUGCUUAUAAAAAACGACCUGGCGUUGAAACUCUCUCAGUUGGAUCCGAAUUUAUUCGAAAUAUAUGGGUGCCUGAUACCUUCUUCGUUAACGAGAAGCAGUCUUACUUCCAUAUCGCCACAACAAGCAACGAAUUUAUUCGGAUUCAUCAUUCUGGAUCUAUCACCCGAAGUAUUAGGUUAACUAUCACCGCUUCUUGUCCAAUGGAUUUACAAUAUUUCCCAAUGGAUCGCCAACUAUGCAACAUAGAAAUUGAAAGCUUUGGCUACACCAUGCGGGACAUCCGAUAUAAGUGGAACGAAGGACCCAACUCAGUGGGUGUUUCGAGCGAGGUAUCCCUACCGCAGUUCAAGGUGCUCGGCCAUCGCCAACGUGCUAUGGAGAUCUCGCUAACAACAGGAAAUUAUUCUCGUCUGGCGUGUGAAAUUCAAUUCGUGAGAUCAAUGGGAUACUAUCUUAUACAGAUUUAUAUUCCAUCUGGUCUCAUCGUAAUUAUAUCUUGGGUCUCAUUUUGGUUGAAUCGAAAUGCAACACCAGCUAGGGUUUCCCUUGGAGUCACCACUGUCCUUACUAUGACCACGCUUAUGUCUUCAACUAAUGCAGCUUUACCGAAAAUUUCUUACGUCAAGUCGAUUGAUGUUUACCUGGGCACCUGCUUCGUUAUGGUCUUCGCAAGUUUACUAGAAUAUGCGACCGUCGGCUACAUGGCGAAAAGGAUUCAGAUGAGAAAACAACGAUUCAAUGCUGUCCAGAAAAUGGCCGCUGAGAAAAAAACCGUUCAGGUCGAAGGUGCACCCGGGCCUUCUGUACCCGAGCCGUUGCCUCCACCACGCAAUAGCACGAUAACUCGACCAGCACCGCCGAGCCGAUCAUCGUCUUAUAAUCCUCACACACAGGAAGUGCGAUUCAAGGUACACGAUGCAAAAGUAUACACCAAAACUGGCCCAUUGGAAUCCAACGGCUCACGAGGUGGGCCUUCUUCUGCUGUUCCUGUUGCGGUUACCGUGCCUGUCUCUGUACCGGUGCCUGUGACUAUUCCCAUGCCACAGACAUCUGCUACCGUCACUGUACCUGUAGCACCGGCCGAAGAAGAAAUCCCCGCUCACCUGCUCCAAGCAUCUAAGGGUAUCAACAAACUACUCGGCACUACACCAUCGGACAUCGAUAAGUACUCACGGAUCGUUUUUCCCGUUUGCUUCGUCUGCUUUAAUCUGAUGUAUUGGAUCAUUUACCUGCACGUAUCAGAUGUGGUUGCAGACGACUUGGUUUUACUCGGCGGAGAGAAUUAGAUACUGACCACGAAAUUGAACUUGCACCGAAUAAUGACGUCGACGAUAAGGAUACCAAAUCAACGAACCACGACUCGUAUAUUGGCCCUGUGCUUUUUAUAAAUAUAUUCGAAUCUUGCUAUUUGCAAUAUUCCCAAUGACUAAGAAUAAGGGAAGUAAAAAUAAAAAAAAAUGCGCUGAGGAAAUUAAAAAAUAUUAUAAAUAAAAAUGUAUUUAAAGAGUAGUCAUCAUAGUCUAAAAUGUAAUUGACAGUACAGAUCUGAAUCUGUUAGCUAAACUGUUCUAUAUAAACUUAUCAGUAUAGUCUGUAUCUUCGUAAGCAGAAAGCACUAGUAGUUACAAUUUAUUUACUCUUAGAUGGAUACCUAGUUCACUAUUGUAUAAUUAUGAUAACACUCUUCAUUAUUAUUUAAGUAAUUUAUUAAAGCGAAGACUUAUUUAGCGUCAAAAUAUAAUUAAAUCGUAAAUCUAACUUUACUGUAGUCACGUGUAUAAGUAGACAUUAGUUUUACCAAAGUAUAUUUAGAGUAUUAUUCGAAAAUAAAUUUUCGUCAUAUUUUAACCUUAGGUAAAUAAAUGGCUAUUCUUAAUACUCUUUCAUAAGAGCUCAAAACUAUGACUAGUUCUACUGAAAUUAGGUACAAUAAACUGAACUCCAAACGUCAGCAAUUAGUGCCUAUUUUCCUAAGUAUAUCGGAUCACGACCCACGUAGAAAUCACCUAUCCGUCGAUUAGUAGGGUAACGACUCUUUUAUGUCUAGUCCCAAAUGAGUGAUUGACGAGGGAAUAUAUAAUUAUAAUAUGGGUAAUUCGUCUUGUAUAGUAAUUGCCUAGUUUUCUUGGCAUGUUUUU